UAAUAACCCACUGACUCCCGUUACUUCGGUCUCUUUCUCCCUUACCAUACUCUUAAUCUCUUCUCACCUUACCCACCAUUUCACUGAAAACGAUAAUGGAGAACAACCAAUAAUUCUAUCAAGAUCCAAGUAGAGCUAGGCUAGCCACCCACAACCACUGAUCCAAUUAAGGAUUUAGGACUCCAUUCUCAAUUUUCCCCUAAAAACUUGUACAUCGCACACCCAAAUGCCCAUUUGAUUAGAUCCGGAGCUUUUGGCAAAAUGGGUCAUGUUAAUUUGCCUCCAUCGAAGCGGAGCUUCAGGCAAUGGAGGCUUUUGGACCUCAUAUCUGCAGCGUUCUUUGGCAUAGUCAUUCUCUUCUUCCUCCUGGUCUUCACUCCUCUUGGGGACUCGCUCGCCGCUUCCGGCCGGCAAUCACUGCUGAUGUCCGGCGGCGAUCCGAUGCAGAGACAGCGCCUGGUCACAGUGGUGGAGCUGGGCCAACAUCCACAGCCCAUCGAUGCAUGCCCGGCUGACGCUGUCGACCACAUGCCUUGCGAGGACCCCCGACGCAACAGCCAGCUCAGUCGGGAGAUGAACUUCUAUAGGGAGCGCCAUUGCCCUUUGCCUGAGGACACCCCGCUCUGCUUGAUCCCACCCCCUGGUGGCUACAAGAUUCCGGUCGAGUGGCCUGAGAGCUUGCACAAGAUAUGGCACGACAACAUGCCACACAAUAAAAUUGCGGAAAGGAAAGGUCACCAAGGAUGGAUGAAGCUGGAAGGUCCAUUCUUCAUUUUCCCUGGUGGUGGCACCAUGUUUCCUGAUGGUGCAGUGCAAUAUAUUGAAAAGCUUGGACAAUACAUCCCCAUAAGCGGAGGUAACCUGAGGACUGCUCUUGAUAUGGGAUGCGGGGUUGCCAGUUUCGGUGGGUAUCUUUUGAAUGAAGGAAUUAUAACUAUGUCAUUUGCUCCAAGAGAUUCACACAAAUCACAGAUACAAUUUGCCCUUGAAAGAGGAGUUCCUGCAUUCGUUGCCAUGCUUGGCACUCGCCGGCUACCAUUUCCUGCUUUCUCGUUUGAUUUGGUUCAUUGCUCUCGAUGUCUUAUUCCUUUCACUGCCUAUAAUGCAACAUAUUUCAUUGAAGUAGACCGAUUACUUCGUCCGGGAGGAUACUUGGUAAUUUCUGGUCCCCCUGUAGAGUGGGCUAAUCAAGACAAGGAAUGGGCAGAUCUCCAGGCCGUGGCUAGAGCAUUGUGUUAUGAGCUGAUUGCAGUGGAUGGAAACACAGCUGUUUGGAAAAAACCUGCUGCAGGUUCAUGUCUUCCAAAUCAGAACGAAUUUGGUCUUGAAUUGUGCAAGGAAGCAGAUGAUCCAAGUGAUGCAUGGUACUAUAAGUUAAAGAAAUGUGUGAGUAGGAUGUCUUCUGUCAAGGGAGAACUUGCUGUUGGACAGAUUCCAAAGUGGCCAGACAGAGUGAAAAAAGCUCCUUCAAGGGCCAUGGUCAUGAAAAAUGGUAUUGAUGUGUUUGAAGCCGACACAAAGCGGUGGGAAAGGAGAGUUGCUUACUAUAAGAAUUCCUUAAACUUGAAGCUGGGAAGUUCAGCAGUACGCAAUGUCAUGGAUAUGAAUGCAUUUUUUGGAGGUUUUGCAGCAGCUCUUAAAUCUGACCCUGUGUGGGUAAUGAAUGUUGUACCUGCCCGCAAGCCCUCAACUCUCUCUGUCAUUUAUGAUAGAGGCCUUAUUGGAGCAUACCAUGAUUGGUGCGAGCCUUUCUCUACGUAUCCUCGUAGUUAUGAUUUUAUCCAUGUGACUGGUAUUGAAUCACUCAUCAAACAUCCCGGUUCAGGCAAGAGCAGGUGUAACCUCGUGGAUUUAAUGGUGGAGAUGGACCGAAUGUUGCGUCCGGAAGGAACAGUUUUGGUGAGAGAUUCUCCCGAGGCCAUUGACAAGGUUGCUCGCAUAGCCCGUGCUGUAAGGUGGACAGCCGCCAUACACCAGAAAGAACCCGAAUCCAAUGGGAGGGAAAAGAUUCUUGUUGCAACGAAGAACUUUUGGAAGCUGCCGUCAGCUUCUCACUGAUACUACACCCUUUGUUUCAUUUUAUGUAGGUAUAGUUUCUUAUUCUUCUUAUUUAUCCCAUUUUGAUGCCAACAGUUCAUUUGGGUGUUCAUCAAGUGGUACAGUUUUAUUUUUUUGUCCUGCUUCCUAUAUCAGUUGACAAUGGGGUUGAUAUCUUGUUAAAGUACAAAGAUGAAAAGAAAGCCCUUCUGUUUUAGGUUUUACACAAAGUAAAGGCAGUCAUAAUUUAAAGUUAGUUCGACGAAAAAUGUAACCAAAAUGUUUUUUUUUUUCAUCUGUAAGUCGAUGAUGUUUUGCAUAAUCUUCGUCAUCACUGUUAUCUUUCUCUUUAUGCAUAGUUUCUCUUCCACAAGGACAAUGAAAUUGAUUUUGUUCCUA
Humulus lupulus (European hop) is the source of this 2436-nucleotide messenger RNA. RefSeq names its product probable pectin methyltransferase QUA3. Lineage: Eukaryota; Viridiplantae; Streptophyta; Magnoliopsida; Rosales; Cannabaceae. Gene Ontology annotation, cellular component: trans-Golgi network; endosome; cytoplasm. The transcript has 7 exons. The record is from RefSeq and is a predicted model, not a curated record. The coding region runs from base 262 to 2058 and encodes 598 amino acids. Gene Ontology annotation, molecular function: methyltransferase activity.